Messenger RNA from Orycteropus afer afer, 1134 nucleotides. RefSeq names its product serpin B8-like. Gene Ontology annotation, biological process: negative regulation of endopeptidase activity. Gene Ontology annotation, cellular component: cytoplasm. Gene Ontology annotation, molecular function: serine-type endopeptidase inhibitor activity. NCBI's taxonomy places the organism in Eukaryota, Metazoa, Chordata, Mammalia, Tubulidentata, Orycteropodidae. The record is from RefSeq and is a predicted model, not a curated record.
UCUCCCCCGAUGGAUCAGCUCUGUGAAGGAAAUGGCACUUUUGCCAUCAGCUUAUUGAAAAUGUUGGGUGAAGAGGACGUGUCCCAGAAUGUGUUUUUCUCUUCAAUGAGUGUCUCCUCUGCACUGGCCAUGGUCUUCAUGGGUGCAAAAGGCAACACUGCCACCCAGAUGUCCCAGGCCCUUUGUUGGAACAAAGAUGGAGAUGUCCACCAAGGUUUCCAGUCACUUCUCACUGCAGUUAAUCAACCUGGCUCUCAGCACUUGCUUAAAACUGCCAACAGGCUCUUUGGAGAGAAAACAUGUAAUUUCCUUCCAGCCUUUAAGGACUCUUGUCAGAAGUUCUAUCAGGCAGAGCUGGAGGAGCUGUCCUUUGCUAGUCAUGCAGAAGAAUCCAGGAACCACAUAAAUGACUGGGUUGCAGAAAAGACUGAAGGGAAGAUUUCAGAAGUCUUGGGUGCUGGGACUAUUGACCCCCUGACUAAGUUGGUCCUUGUGAACGCAAUAUAUUUCAAAGGGAAGUGGAAGGAGCAGUUUGACAGAAAGUACACACGAGGAAUGCCCUUUAAAAUCAACCAGGAAAAGAAGACAGUGCAGAUGAUGUUUAAGCAGGCCAAAUUUAGGAUGGGGUAUGUGGAUGAGGUCCACACCCAGGUUCUGGAGCUGCCCUAUGCGGGCGAGGAGCUGAGCAUGUUCAUUCUGCUUCCUGAUGACGACACUGACCUCACUGUGGUGGAGAAGGAACUUACAUAUGAGAAGUUCAGAGCCUGGACAAAUCCAGAAACGAUGACUACAAGAAAGGUUAAAGUUUUCCUCCCCCGCUUAAAACUGGAGGAGAGUUAUGACCUGGCAUCUUUUCUUCAGAGUUUAGGAAUGACUGAUGCCUUUGAGGAAGUCAAGGCUGACUUUUCUGGGAUGUCAACCAAGAAGAAUGUGCCUUUGUCCAAGGUUGCACACAAGUGCUUCAUAGAAGUCAAUGAGGAGGGCACAGAGGCAGCUGCGGCCACCGCGGUGGUCACGAAUGCCCGGAGCAUCAGCGUAGAAGCAAGAUUUUGUGCAGACCAUCCUUUCCUCUUGUUUAUCAUACACCACAAGACCAACAGCAUCCUGUUCUGCGGCAGGGUCUCAUCUCCAUGA